UAUAAUCUGACAUAAGUUUCAAGGCAGGAUGGAAAGCGGAGGCACGAAAAAAGUGUGUACAGGACGAUUUACUGUUCAGAAUGGUCGAUCACAGAAACCAGAGAACUGAAUGUUUAUGGACACAGCAGUGAGGCAACAAGCUAGAAACUACAGAACAGAGCUGGUGGGGGUGGGAAUAGGUGUAGAAAGAGAACCAGGAGGAAGAAUGGUUUCAACAAUCUAGGUAUUUACUCAGUUAGCACAGCGGUGGGGACUUGAAAUAGGCUGUCUAAGUCAAGGAAUGAGACAUUGCUGCCUGGGAGCUUCGAGGGCUGCUGAUUAAACCCAGAUGCAGUAAGAGAUAGGAUCUAAAAGGCUGCUUCCAGGAUCCAGGAGAAUGGACUAUGUAUAGUUUUAGCAUCAGAACUUACACCCCGGGGUUCGGCUGCUUGCGGCUGUUUGCCGGAGAGAUGGGCAUGGUGGCGACUGUCUGGGAAGUGGUCUGGAGCUCCUGUACCCCAACGCCCGGCGUUAGAGGAGCAGGCAGAAGCUGGGGAAUGUUUGCCAGGCGUCAUGGAGACGGUAGAGCUCGGGCUCAACAAGAGCCCGUGCGGUUGGCUGGCGGCUGGAGGCCGAGGAGGAGGGCGGAGGCGGAGGGGAGGGCAGAGGGUUGGUGGAGCAAGAGGAAGCUCAGGACGACGACUAGAAAAAGGAGGCGGGCGGCCCAGGCCCCAGGCCCCUCCCAGGUUCUGAGUCUCCCUGGCUGCAGGCGGAUGGAUGGGGCUUCUUCAGGCGGUGGCGGCAGCAGCGGAGGAGGCGGCGGCGGCGGCGGCAGCGGCUAUGGUGUGGUGGCUCGAUUCUCCCAGUGCCUGGCUGAGUUUCGGACGUGGUUAAGAACCAACUGGUUGAGGUUCAAUGCAGACAAGACGGAUGUGAUGCUGAAAAUGUGCAUCAGAUGUUUAUGUUUAAUUGGUUUACAGACUGUCUGUGGACUCUUUUCCUGUCAAAUUACCAGCCAUCUGUUGAGUCUUCAAGUCCAGAAAUGGAUGAAAUGUUUGACUGCUCAUGAAAGUACAGGGGGUUCAGCGACAUCAGAUGACCAUGAAUUUGAUCCAUCAGCUGACAUGCUGGUUCAUGAUUUUGAUGAUGAACGAACAUUAGAAGAGGAAGAAAUGAUGGAAGGAGAAACAAACUUCAGUUCUGAAAUAGAGGAUCUUGCAAGGGAAGGAGACAUGCCAAUUCAUGAACUUCUCAGUCUUUAUGGUUAUGAUAGUUCUAUUCCACUACCUGAAGAAGAUGAGGAGGAAGAGGAAGAAGAAGAAGAAGGUGAAGAUGAUGAAGAUGCUGAUAAUGAUGAUAACAGUGGUUGUAGUGGGGAAAAUAAAGAAGAGAAUAUAAAAGAUUCAUCAGGUCAAGAGGAUGAAACUCAGUCUUCCAAUGAUGAUCCAUCACAAUCUGUUGCUUCUCAAGAUGCCCAGGAGAUAAUUCGCCCACGUCGAUGUAAAUAUUUUGAUACAAAUAGUGAAAUUGAAGAAGAAUCUGAAGAAGAUGAAGAUUAUAUUCCAUCAGAAGAUUGGAAAAAGGAGAUAAUGGUGGGUUCCAUGUUUCAAGCAGAAAUUCCAGUUGGCAUUUGUAGAUACAAAGAAAAUGAAAAAGUGUAUGAGAACGAUGAUCAACUCCUGUGGGAUCCUGAGUACUUACCAGAAGAUAAAGUGAUUAUAUUUCUUAAGGAUGCAUCUAGAAGAACAGGUGAUGAGAAAGGUGUAGAAGCAAUUCCUGAGGGAUCUCACAUAAAAGACAAUGAACAGGCACUAUAUGAAUUAGUUAAAUGUAAUUUCGAUACAGAAGAAGCAUUGAGAAGAUUAAGAUUUAAUGUGAAAGCAGCUAGAGAGGAAUUAUCUGUUUGGACAGAAGAAGAGUGUAGAAAUUUUGAACAAGGACUGAAGGCCUAUGGAAAGGAUUUUCAUUUGAUUCAGGCUAAUAAAGUUCGAACAAGGUCGGUUGGUGAAUGUGUAGCAUUCUAUUAUAUGUGGAAAAAAUCUGAACGUUAUGAUUUCUUUGCUCAGCAAACACGAUUUGGAAAAAAGAAAUAUAAUCUUCAUCCUGGUGUAACGGAUUACAUGGACCGUCUUCUAGAUGAAAGUGAGAGUGCUGCUUCUAGUCGGGCACCAUCCCCUCCCCCAACUGCCUCAAACAGUAGUAACAGCCAGUCUGAGAAGGAAGAGAGCACUAUAAGCAGUAGUAAUCAAAAUGGAGUGUCGUCUAAUGGACCAGGUGAAACAUUAAACAAAGAUGAAGUAAAAGUUGAAGGGUUACAUAUGAAUGGACCAACAGGUGGAAGUAAGAAACCACUUCAUGCAGAUAUGGAUACUAAUGGUUAUGAGACAGAUAACCUUACCACUGACCCAAAACUUGCCCAUAUGACUGCAAGAAAUGAAAACGAAUUUGAUGAAAAGAGUGAGAGACCUGCCAAAAGGAGAAGGGUAAACAGCAAUGGAAAAGAAAGUCCAGGGUCUUCUGAAUUUUUCCAAGAAGCAAUCUCACAUGGAAAAUAUGAAGAACUUGAAAACACAGAUGACUAAAUUUUAGGCUUAGUUUACUUUCUUUGGAGUAAAUUCUGGUGUGACUAAAAUUUUCAGGGUUGAUGGGUUACCUUAAAAAGUUGAUUUCCAUGAAGCAGUUGGUUAAAAUUUGAAUUGAGUCCUAACUUUAGAAAAUUAUACAGACUUUUUACUUUAAAACUGUAAAGACCCUUUUAAGGAUAUAACAAAUAGAUUAGUGAAUUUGAAUGAACUAAAGAUAUAUCUGUACCUUCUCAGUUGAUAUAUUAAUCCUAAAGUUUUACUACAAAGUACUUUUUGCUUAGUUUGAUGGCAGAGAAAAACCAAGUUCAAAUUUCUGCUUAAUACCAGUUUUCCUGAGUUUGUUAAAAUGUCUUGUAAUCUAUAACAGACAUUUUUCUCUCCAUACAGAUUGAGUGUCAUUAUUAAGGAAACCCUUAUGAAUCCUGAAAGUUAUGCUAGCAUGAUUUUUUUAUAUAUAGAAGUUUAAAAUAAACCAAGUCAGGUUUGUAUAUGUAAAAUUGUUGACAUCAAUGAUGUCUUUCCAUAUUCUUAUCUGGGCUUAAGAAAUACAUUCUGUAUUUUUCCAGAUUCUUUGUAGCCUUUGAAAGAUUUUUACAGUACAUAUGUCUUGACUGAGCUGUCCUUUCUUAAUACAAAAGCUUGUAUAAUUUUCUUAACUUGUACAGUUGGUAAACUUUUAUGAGAGGAAUUGAUAUUCUGAGUCUGUCAGCUUUCAUUUUUAUUUUGCUAAGGUUUUUCUAAUGAAUUUUUAAGUGUUUGUGUAGUAACUAAGUCAUGUUUCUUAUUCAGGUGGUAAUUCAUAAAGGAUUGUGAACAUUUGUUUUUGUUUUUUUCCCUUUGAAUUUCUACUUAAGGACAAAUAGUUUUGAGAAUUCUGAAAUUAAGCAUGAUACUUAAACUGCAUAGUUUGUUUUGCAUUUGCUAUAAUUUUCAAAGUUAUUUUUUAAGCAAAAGUUUAAUGUUGGCAUAAGUGCUUAAGUGUAUCAUGCUGACUAGAAUCCUGUUCAGUUAUUUUUAUAUGCAUUAUAAAGUUUCCCAUUUUUGAACUUAACAGAGGGAAAAGUCAAGUGAUAUUUAGAUAUUGACACACACAAGGGUUGGCACGCAAAAAUAUUAUUUGAAUAAUGAGAAAGUGAAGUCAGAAAAGUUUUUAGACUUUUCCAGUUACAAUCCAGUCUUUCAGAUUUCAUAAUUUCCAAACUGAUAAUAAGUGUAGUAAUCAUUGUUCAUGGACUACAAAUAUGACCAUCCAUUGCAUAGCCUUGCAGGAGUGCCAGUUUAUUUUUAGUGCAAAUUUCUUGUUAAAAAUUGUAGUUUUAUACAGCUGAUAGACCAACUUAUAUCCAAACUUUUAUAAAAGAUUAUUAACUAUUCUUAUUUUUAAUCAUGCAGGCAUACCCCAAAUGCUUUAUUGUCAUUUUCUGCUAUGAGUUGAAUAGCCAAUGCCUUUUUAAAACAAAUCUGUGAUCUCAGCUAUCUAAUGCGAUUGAAUAGAGGUUUGCACUGGGAAAUUAUGGUUUAGGUCUUGCCCCAUGAAGUAUUAACUGUUCAGACUGCUUCCCAUCACCAAUGUGAACAACUACCCCCACCCCCAUAACCACCCCAAGCAGUGUUAAAAGCCACUUUACAACACUUGACUUCAUAUAAAGUACAUCCACUGUUUUACAUACAUAUCAAGGAAGUCUAAGUUUUGGGUAAAAAUAUGGAGAAGUAAGAGUUUUUUGUUGUUUUGCUUUACCUAGAACAUUAAUUUAUACAGAAUGGCAGCUUUAGCAGAUGGUCACAAUCCAUUUUCUAAAUCAGAUUUUAUUAAACAAAUCCAAAAUAUCCUAGAUCUUUGUCUAAGAUGAUCUAUAGAAAUGUUUCAAAUGAAUAGUGUAUACUUUUUAGGCUGUUGUGGUAUUAGAAUGCCAUUUUCACCUUUUGUAAAAGAUACAUUUUGUUGCAGGUUUAUGAAGUUCUUGCAGAAUAUUACAGGAAUAUUUUUAAUAAAUUCUCAGGCAUGUUUGCAAAUAUGGCACAUGUAUACAUGUUAGGAAUUUUACUUUUCAUCUUUUUAAAAUAUGCCUAAUGAAAGACAUUCCACUAUUAUAAUACAUAGUGCUCAGCUUUUCAUAAGAAAUAUUUAAAUGUAUUUUGUGUUUAUACAGGUAUUUCACAUAGUACUUUGUUCAUAAUGCAGCCACUAUAACUUGAUAAGUCGUUGCACUACUUUAAAAUUUUGGGUAAUAUCAUGAACUUAAUUUGCUUAAGAUUUAGUAUAUUUCAUAACUCUCAAACUGUUGACACAUUGCAUUGGUAAAAGAAGCCUCUGUUAAUAGUUAAUCUACCCCACCCUAAACCCAGCAAAGCACUAUCAUUUUUAUUUGGAAUGGUUUUCUCUUUUAUGAAAUGUUUUCAAAUAGGGUUCAGAAUCUACAACUUAAUUCAACACAAAUCUAUUGAGCUUUAAAAUGUAUUUGAAGUAAUAUUUAAAUAGGCAUUUAAAAUUAUGAAUUAGAUGUUUUUAAAUUUAUGCAUAGUAAUUUUGCACUGUAAGAUAAUUCCCUUCUCCCAUUCCCUGUCUGCCAUUCUGAACAUGCUUAUUAAAAUAUUUUUUUAAACAUAUUUGCCUAAAUAAUGCUGUGUGAAUGAUUUUCAUUAGAUUGAUUCACUAGGUUUUAAUUAUAAGUUUGUAUAAUGUACAUUGUUUGCAAUGCGUAUAUAUACAACCUCUGUUCCUUCUGCUCCUAGACAUACUGCAUGAAGUAGUGUUUCAGUGGUUCGUGGUCCUUUUUACCUCAUCUUGGGUGAUGUAUUUUUUUUUUCUUCCCCUCCAGAGAAACCCUUUGGCCUAUACC
Condylura cristata (star-nosed mole) is the source of this 5404-nucleotide messenger RNA. It is a transcript of the gene MIER1, whose product is annotated as mesoderm induction early response 1, transcriptional regulator. The transcript is spliced from 16 exons. Gene Ontology annotation, cellular component: nucleoplasm. The record is from RefSeq and is a predicted model, not a curated record. Lineage: Eukaryota; Metazoa; Chordata; Mammalia; Eulipotyphla; Talpidae. Gene Ontology annotation, biological process: negative regulation of transcription by RNA polymerase II. Gene Ontology annotation, molecular function: transcription corepressor activity; histone deacetylase binding. Bases 384 to 2561 code for a protein of 725 amino acids.